GUAUGUUUCUUGACACUCUCCAUGUACUCGAGGGAUGCACGCUUUGGGUUUUUCUCGGGGAAAUACAUACAGAUCGCAUAUGCUGAAAGAUGGAGAUUGAGGAAGUAUUGUCUGAUCUUCUUGCCCUGAGAAAAUUAUAUGGACUCCUUCAGAAUAUUGGAUACGGCUUUGGAAACAAAAGCUCAGAAAAUUUGGAUGAACACGCUCGACUUUUACUAAAGAAUCUGCUCGACAAUGCUACAGAGAGGUUUUUUGAGACUCAUUCAAAGAUUAUAGCGGCACAAUCAGGUGUCUCUAAAACUCCCUUCCCAUCCGAGCCACCCAAGGCCGCGCUAAAGUCAAAUUCUCCUGUUUUACCAGAUAAGUUGAAAGCUUUCCCCAGCAUCACUCGAAACUCCAGCGUAGAUUCAAAAUGCCAAACUGUUACUUCACAGAAAGAUGAGCGGCUGCCCAAGAAGCCAACCUUGGAGGGGGCAGCGUCCGAGCUUUAUAGGUCCAAUAAACCCGAGUAUAGAAAGAAACGAUGCCGGAAUUGUGGGCGUCGGAGAAUGAAGCCGCGGAAAACAAGUCCAAACAAAGGCGGUAAUCCUCAAGAUGGUGAGCGACGCAAUCAGUCAAGCCCUUUCGAUGGUGACAACGGGCAAGCAAAAGGAUCACCAGACGUAGAAGUGAAGAGUGUUGAGUCAGUCCCGAGGAGUAACGAAAAUCCAUUUGGGCAGCCGAAAACAGCCCAUCAACUUCAAAGUUGUCACCAAAGCAUGGUUAAUAGCUCACGCCAUUUGGCUAGUGGGGAAAUCGAAACAGGAGUUGAGGUGGCCAAUCAGACAGGGAAGAUACCAGACGAAGCCAGUGAUUUUUCAGAGGAUGUCACCAAUGCAGUCAAACGUAUCGAGUCCCGUAUUUCAGCUUUGCAACAAUAUUGUUCUCAGACUGUGGAAUCUACCAAGGCCUGUGCAGCUUGGGGGGGGAUACCCAAGUCUGAAACCCCUCUAAUGCUGUCAAAAGAAGGGUUGGCUACUAGGAGUGAGCUCAGUUAUGGUGGCGAAAAAGUAGUACUGGGUCGGCAAGCGACUGGAGUCGGUAGGAAAUACAAUACGACUUUGAGCCCAGCACAGCAGCUUCGGCUGCUCAGACAAAAUACGAAGCCCAUUGAGUCACCUAGUCGAAGCGACGAUGCAACGAGUCAGAUUGGGAAUUAUGUUCACGGGUUCGGGGUCCCUACGACUCUCGGCCGCGAUGACUACUUGUCCAAGAUGCCUCCGUCUCUGGCGAUGAGUCCGCCGACAAUGAAUGCAGACAGAGGAAGCACGACUUUGAGCCCAGCACAGCAGCUGCUCAGACAAAAGACGAAGCCCAUUGGGUCACCGAGUCGGAGCGACGAUUCAACUAGUCAGAUUGGGGAUUAUGUUCAAGGGUUCGAGGUCCCUACGACACACGGCCGCGUUCCCAAGAGGCCACCUUCUCCGUUGAUGAGUCCGAUGACCAUGAAAGCAGACAGACCCAGACCGUCGAUGGCACUUCAGCGAGUAGAAUCCACGGGUUCCUCUGUCGGGUGUGGUGGUCAAACAAACAGGCCGAGUAGUCGGCGUCAAAUCAGAGAGAAGCAGCUUCCACAUCGAAUGGCGAUCAAACCAACUCUGCUAGAUCACGAGUUUAGCGAAACAAAACAAGUGUACAGAGAUAGAAGAAGAGGGACCCACCACAAGAUGACUCACGAGAGCCUACAGAGAGAGAUUUCGCCACUUCGCUGGGAUGAAGAAUCGCCACACUCCUCGGCCUCGUCCCUUUCCUCCUCUUCCUCUUCUAGUUCGUUGCCCAGUCAGAUCCGCUCCUCGUACCUUUCCUCCUCUUCCUCUUUUAGUUCACUACCCAGUCAGAUGCGGGCCCACCAUCGUAUUGGUCCAACGUCAGCAAGAAUGACACGUGGAAGCAGAUCUGAGGAGAGUAGCUCUGAGUUGGAGGAGAGUAUGCCGGAGGAGAGAGAGAGUGAGAGUGGCACUAGCGUUCCGCGAACCCACUCUAGAGACGCGGAUAGAAUAGGUCCCAGUAGAACAUACAGAUCAGACCGUAGAAGGAAUUCGGGGAAUGCAAUGGGAAGAUUCAGGAGAUUCAAAAACAAGUUGGGGCUAAUUUUUCACCACCACCACCACCACCAUCAUCACCAUCACCAUCCCGAUGACGGUGGUCAUUCCCAAGUGGACAACCACAAUCAAUCUCUAUGGAAGUCUUCGCAGAAGAUGUUUCAACGGUCGAACAUACAUGAUGUCCGCCACGAUCCAAGGGUUCAGAAGGUGAAAAGAACAAAGGUGAAUAAUGUCCCGAGCAAGCACCAAGUUGGACAUUUUCAUGCGCUGGUGGAAGGGCUGCUGAGGCAUGUCCGGCAUUCCAGGAGAUCAAAGCCGCCAAGAGGGUUAGGGGACAAUAUUGGCACACGUGGUGGUAAGAAGGGGGCAAAGAAGUUGCAGUGGUGGAAGAUGUUUAGGCGCCACGGUGGAGUGAAGAUUCCAAAAAGACGGCAUGUAAGAAGAGUAAGGUAUUUCAAGAAGAAGAAGAAGAAUAAAACACCGCUGCUUAAAAUGAGUUAAAAAGUUCAUUCAAUUUUUUUAUACAUCUAAGUGAGGGGGGUUUCGAACUGCAUUCCUCUAUUUUGAAAGUUGGAGGUUAUGUCAAUCA
Juglans regia (Persian walnut) is the source of this 2673-nucleotide messenger RNA. RefSeq lists its product as uncharacterized. NCBI's taxonomy places the organism in Eukaryota, Viridiplantae, Streptophyta, Magnoliopsida, Fagales, Juglandaceae. The transcript has 4 exons. The record is from RefSeq and is a predicted model, not a curated record. Bases 90 to 2585 code for a protein of 831 amino acids.